Scylla paramamosain (green mud crab) is the source of this 4162-nucleotide messenger RNA. Its product is annotated as mucin-4-like. The record is from RefSeq and is a predicted model, not a curated record. NCBI's taxonomy places the organism in Eukaryota, Metazoa, Arthropoda, Malacostraca, Decapoda, Portunidae. The transcript is spliced from 6 exons. Bases 638 to 3622 code for a protein of 994 amino acids.
GGAGCUUCACCGGCUGGAGCUGGAGAAGCAGGCUCUACUUACUGCACAGAAGAGAGAAAGAAGAACAUGCCUCUUCAUUCAACAGACAUGAGGACUUCAAGGAUAAGAUCAGAGACAUUCAGAGGGAGUUGGCACAGAAGGAGAGGGAAGCAGCACAGAAUUUCCAGAGCUUGUUGGCACGAGUGGACUCCAUCAGGAGGGAACACCAGCUCCUUGCAGCACACACCGAGCAACUCAGGCAGAGGAAGGCAAGUCACAGCACAACUUAAACUAUCAUUCAAUUCUAUGUCCAGUCCACUAUUUUUGUCCUUUUUUUGACUUAAAGAAAUUUUAUUGCCAGUAACAUUCCUGCAAAGACUGUAUAAAAUCAAACUAGCCUUUAGAAUGUAGAUAUUUAUGUUUUCUGUGAAUCUGAAAAUGUUUUGAGAAUUUAGUGGAUGAGAAAUAGCUAAUUCUACUCCCACUACCAGGCACACUCAAAACCUUCCCUAAUUUCUACAAUGCAUCCUCAAUUUCAGGGAUAAUGGUUUGUAAAAUGUGAAAAGGUGGAAUCAAAUGCAUCUUGGCACUGUAGGAUCAGUAGCCAGAUAACUUCUAAAUCUAUCAUUCAUUCAUUUUUUUUCAGUUUCAGUAUGAGAUGAAUUUGAAGAGUGCAAACCCAAUACUUCACACAUCAGCACCCCAAGACCUAUCUGGCAUUUUUGAUGAUGCAACUUGGAAGGGCCACUUGCCAGCCACCAGCUCACCACUCUCCAAACCACAGCUGCAGCAACCCAUCCUCCCUCCACAUUCUCUCGUGUCACCCAUAGCCUCAUACAACACAGCUUCAACAGGCCACAUGCCAACCCAACCUGUGGACAGAGAUAUGAGAGGAGUGAAUCUAAAGGCAAAUCAGCAACAGCCACAUGUGGUUCCAAUGACCAGUCUAUCCAUGCCUAGUACUGCCAAUCUGACAGAGGAACCCCUGCCUCACAGCCUCAAAACACCAUCACUUACUCAGCUGGGAAGUGUGAUGAAGACCUCAUCCACCUACAACCAGCCAUCUCAUGUGGAUUACAGGAUUCCACGUGAUAAUUCCAGAGACCCUCCACCUCAUGAUGAAAUGGUUUUACAUCCUCAUACCAACAUGACUAAAGCCUCUAUCUACAGUCAGACUCAUCAUCCAGAUUAUAGGAUUCCUCAAGUUUCCAGAGAAGCAUCAACUAUUCUACAAGGUUCCAGAGAGCCAAUGAGUCAUGAUGAAUUAGUUUCUCAAGGUUAUAUGGCCAACACCCCAAUGCCCUCUCUCUCUCUCAGCCACCCCUCUCUUGGGGAUUACGGUAUCCCUCAUGUUUCCAGGGAACCACUAACUCGUGACUUUGCUUCAGUGCCAAAUAAUCAUCAGUCCAACAGCCAACAAAUGAGUCAAGGCAAUAUGACCAGUACCAAAAUAAGCCCCACCCAGCCAUCUCAUGGGGAUUACACGAGUCUUAUUUCCCGAGAACCACAAGCUGACAUGAGAAUGGUAUCGCCAACUCAAAUUAGCACAGCUCAGGCACCCAUGGCAUUUGUCAGUCCACCUCAUCAAGGCCAUGUGAUCGCUAAUGAUCCUGCUAGACAUGUUAUCCUUCAGAGUCACCCACACACUCAGCCUGCUACAAGAGACCCACUAGAAUAUAACAGAAGCAUGAACAUGAAUGCUUCCCAAAUUAAUUCAGAUCCAUUAGUUACUACUAAACCCACAAAAAGUAUUCCCCUUCAUUUUCAGAGUGUUCCAUACUCAAGCAGCACUGACAUGAAUUAUAUGAAUCAACCACACUCAGCCCUUCCACCACAGCAUCCUUCUGAUGCAAGCUCUCUUCCAUCCAAUGGCAACCUCCCUAAAAUGCACACUAACCUUCCUGCUGGCUCAACAGAUGGAGCCUCUAAUUACUCACCAGCUAAAUCUAUACCAGAAAGAGGUUAUGAAUCAGAAUACAUGAGUCCUCGUCUUAAAACUCUCUCACAUGACUCUCUACAUCAUGAAAUGCAACCACCUUCCUCAAAUAAUGUUAUGCAUCCUGAGCUGGAGAGACAGCAUAACAGAGCUACACUUCCUCCAUCUACUGAGAUAUAUAACUCUAAGACAAAUUUACUGGUGAAGAGAGAAAUACCAGAGAAGGAUACUAAUGUUGUGCGAGGAUCCAUGUUAAGACAAGAUCCUGUAGAGGUGCAUGAGGUGCUUAGUACUGUAAGGGAAGGAGAGCAAAGUAACAAAACAAUUGCAGUGCCAAAUGUUGACGACAAACCUACGGAAAUGUUUGGCUCUAGAAGAUACUACGAUGAAGGAACACAAAAUGACAGCCCAGAGAGAAAUGAAACUAAAAGAAAUCAAAACAGUAACCUUCCAGUAUCAAAACCAUAUGAAAACAGUAACAAUCUCUCAGUAUCAGAACCAUAUGCUGCUCCUACCCAUUCACCUAUGGACAGCAGGGAAUACAAUGGAAGAACGUCUACUCCUGAAAGAACCACAAUGCACAACGUCCCAUCAACAAGCACUGGAGCCACAUUAAUAAAAGACAUGCAUGAUUUCAAGUCUCACACAGAACCCUCUCUAUCAUCAGUAAUUCAAACCACAGCCAAUGUACAGCAGGAAAAUGACCAUAAGCCUAGCCAAGUUCAGACAACUGAGGAUACGAGAUCUCUUCCUGAAUUACAGCCGGCUGAAACUACGGCAUACAAUUCUGAAAUGGAUAACAGAAUGACACCCCUUACACAGCAACAAAGUGAAGCUAAACAGGAAGAUGUUGAGUUCUCAGACAAAAAGUGCAGUACUACACAAGACUCUCCUUUCCCUGCACCCACAAAAUACAACAGCCCGGACAGACAGUCCAGCUCUUCCAACAAGUCCCCAUCCUUAGCAACCACAAAAAGCAGUUCUGUCACAAAUGCUUCAGCCCUGCCUUCUGAAAUAAGACAGGAUGAGCUAAAGAAUCCUGACAGGUACUCCAGCUCUUCGAAGGAGUCUCCCCCAUCACCACCCACAAAAAGCAACACCAGACUUACUCCUGCCUUGCCGUCUAAACCACCAGUGCAAAAUGUGGAUGACAGUGACACUGAUUUCUUUGAUCAAAAUAUUAAUGUGACAAAUUCUGCAGCAUACAGAUCCCUAGUGGGUGACAUGAGGAAAGGAUCAGAUGGCACAGACAGUGAGAUAGAUGAAGCUGAAGGACAGGUGUCAGCCAUUAUCUCCAAGCCUCAGACUCCACUAUCAAGACCAACAUUCAAGCCAUUUGCUGCCAGCAUUCCCUCCCUGAGACCUGCCCUGCCCGACACAGACACAGACAGUGUGGACAGCGUGGAGGCAGCCAUACAAGCAGCCAUGAAGAAGAAAGAUCUUGAAGCAGUGGCAGAGUCCCCAAGAGAAACUCCACAGCCUCCACCCUCAUCCUCCCUGAAACAAGAAGCCAAAUCAGAAACAGCCGCUGAGAUGGUCAAGCCUUCGCCAAUCAAGCCUGGAAUAGAUAAAACACCUGGCAAGAAGACGCAGAACACAGCUACUGCUUUACAAAUUAAUCUAGAUUCAGAAUGCGAGUCAUAUGAAGUCAGUGCAGGAGGAGAUGCCUCAGAUGAAGAUGACUUUGAUUUUUAUGACAAAUUCUGAUUAAUAAGCUUUACUUAUUUUAUGUGUGGAGAAGACUGGCUCAGGCUUCCCUUCUCCCUGCUGACACCUAAUUCAAAUAUUGAGGGUUAAGCACCAGCUCAAAUAUCCUAUGCAUUAGAAUUCAGAAAAAGAAAAGGCAGAAAUUAAGAAAAUAUAUGCUGAAUUGCUCUUUCCCCCAAAAAAUAUACCAAUAAAAACAAUUGCCAAAUGUAUAGGCCAAAUUAAAUUAGUUUGAAAGAUGUCGUUCUCUCUUGAGACAUAUAGGAAGAUAGAUGUUGAUGCCUGUGUGCUUUACUUAAAAUGAGCUAGUGCAAUUCAGUGGCAGCUUUAGUAUGCAGUAUAUCCCAUGUAGCAACUCAAAUAUUGCAGUUUGUAUUGUAAAUGUCUGUGCAAUAAGUAAUGUUUAUUGUAUAGCUAAAGCUUACCUGUGAAAUAUUAAAUAACCAGUUGCAUGUUAGUGCAUACCAUUCACUUCUGUUAUGUGCUUUGGCUAUGCUGCAUUCCUUAAAUUGUGAUAAUUUGUAAGAUUAUGAAUGAAAA